GAUGGUGGAGCACUGUCUGCACAUGUUCGACCGGAUGGUCAUCUAUUUCUUCAUAGCGGCCUCUUACGCGCCCUGGCUGAACCUUCGAGAGCUGGGCCCCUGGGCCUCCCACAUGCGUUGGCUGGUCUGGAUCAUGGCCUCCGUGGGCACCGUCUAUGUCUUCUUCUUUCAUGAGCGGUACAAGGUUGUGGAGCUGCUGUGCUACAUGGUGAUGGGCUUCUUCCCCGCCCUGGUCAUCCUUUCCAUGCCCAACACCGAGGGCAUCUGGGAGCUGAUGACCGGAGGAAUCUUCUACUGCUUGGGCAUGGUGUUCUUCAAGAGUGACGGGAGGAUCCCCUUUGCCCACGCCAUCUGGCAUCUCUUUGUGGCAUUUGGUGCUGGUACCCACUACUAUGCCAUCUGGAGGUAUCUCUAUCUACCCAGCACCAUGCAGACCAAGAUGUCCAAAUGAGGUGGCAGGAACUCCACAGGUCACGUGGACUUUUGGAGCAGAGCAUCACAGGAAGUGUUUCUGCAGACUGUAUCCCAGAGCA
Messenger RNA from Carlito syrichta (Philippine tarsier), 533 nucleotides. It is a transcript of the gene MMD2, whose product is annotated as monocyte to macrophage differentiation associated 2. NCBI's taxonomy places the organism in Eukaryota, Metazoa, Chordata, Mammalia, Primates, Tarsiidae. The transcript is spliced from 4 exons. Gene Ontology annotation, cellular component: membrane. The record is from RefSeq and is a predicted model, not a curated record. The annotation marks the transcript as partial.